CACCGUCUUGAGCAUCCUCCCCACCGGCGGGAUAAACACUCGGGCCCUGGACUUCAGCGGAAGGAUGGCGACCGGAAUUCAGGUUGUAUAUGAAGGAGAGGUGUAGAGCAGCUCCUGGCAACGUGAACUAGUGUCCUCCAUGCUGUUUAACGAGCGCGCAGGGCAAAUUGUCGCGAGUCCGCCUGGAGUGUUGCCACCUGAAUUCAAAUCAUCCCACACCACCGUGGUAGACACAAGGGAAGCCAAAUUUUACAAUUGCCUCAGUCAGACUUCAGCCACGGACGAGAAAGGAUACGCGCAACGAUGACCCGCAGAUCCUUGCAACGAGCAGCAAUUGCAAUGGCUCUUAUCCUGCUGAUGAUUAUUCAGUCCAGAGCGCAAGAUGAUGACGGCAAAGCAAGUGAUCUGCAUGCCCUACAGGUAUCAGCUCCAGAUGUAGAUUUCGACUGCGGCGACUCCACUCCCGUCGAAGUCCCCUCAGUCUUCGGUGUAAGUCGCGUCUCCAGAAGUACCCUCGAGAAAGAUUCCUUGGCUGCUGAGGGUAUUGCCCUAACAGAUAACAUCCAUGGCGUAGUGGGUGGCAUGCCGGCAAGGUUCGUCUUGGCCAAAUACACGGUGCUCGUUGGAGAUCAAGACUCAAGAGGUAACAUUGACUGGUUCUGUGACGGAUCUCUCAUCAACGCCCACUGGAUUUUGACCGCCGCCCACUGCUUCCAGAGGAGGUCAGCCUCAGUAGUCCGUCUCGGGGAACACGACUACAGCACGACAAGGGACGGCAACGGGCACGAGGACUUCCCAGUGGGCGCCACCGUCCUUUAUCCCGAGUACCGCCUCCCUCAGUCCUACCACGAUCUGGCGCUGGUGAAGCUUGGGCGGAGGGUGGUGUUCAGCAGCUAUAUCAACCCCGUGUGUCUUCCCUGGGGUCGCGAGGCCGAAAAGGACCUCACAGGGAAGGUCGUCACCGUCACGGGCUGGGGGGCGACAGUGCAUGGUGGCUCCGGAAGCACUGUACUACAAGAGGUGUCUCUGACGGCGUUCCCCUCCUCCCGCUGCGACCAGAGCUACUCGAACCUCCCUCAGUACCCCCGAAAUUGGCCGAAGGGAAUUGGCAACGAGACUUUGUGCGCCGGGGACCCUCAGGGAGGCAAAGACGCCUGUCAGGGAGAUUCCGGCGGGCCCCUAGUGUACCUGGACGAGCGGAGGAGGCACGUCCUGGCCGGGGUCGUGUCCAGCGGCUAUGGUUGCGGCCUGAAGGAGUUCCCGGGACUUUACGCCGACCUCCGCCAGGCUCCUUACCUUAGCUGGAUCAAAAGGGUGGCUUUCAAUUGAUGUGUUUCGUAUAUGAAAGGGAGUCAUUGGGGGAAAUUUAAAAAGGAAGGUUAAAAAUGGAUUGGCUGAGAUAAUUAGUCAAAAUAAACAUGGAUUUGCAGCGAAGUGUACUUUGACAUGAAAUAAAUUACGUGCAGAU
Messenger RNA from Penaeus chinensis, 1468 nucleotides. Its product is annotated as venom peptide isomerase heavy chain-like. The transcript has 9 exons. Gene Ontology annotation, molecular function: serine-type endopeptidase activity. Lineage: Eukaryota; Metazoa; Arthropoda; Malacostraca; Decapoda; Penaeidae. Bases 304 to 1329 code for a protein of 341 amino acids. Gene Ontology annotation, biological process: proteolysis. The record is from RefSeq and is a predicted model, not a curated record.